AUGAAUUAUUCUUUUACCAAGGAUAUUAAUGAAUAUAAAAUAAUUGUAGCCUCAUUAUCUAUCUAUCUAUCUAUCUAUCUAUCUAUCUAUCUAUCUAUCUAUCUAUCUAUAUUUGUUUGUCAUCUAUCUAUCUAUAUAGGCUCCUCAUUAUCUAUCUAUCUAUCUAUCUAUCUAUCUAACUAUACUUGUUCAUUAUCUAUCUAUCUAUCUAUCUAUCUAUCUAUCUAUCUAUCUAUACUUGUUUGUCAUCUAUCUAUCUAUAUACUCGUUAUCUUUUCCAUAUUGCCUAUAUGCAAUGAGUUAUUCUCUUUAUUUUAUUAUUAUUGCUUUAAUAUUCUAUCUUCUUUCACGUUCUCUCUUUUUCUUCCUCCCUUUUCAUUGAUCAUUUCUUUCUUUUCUUUUUUUUUUUCCUUACUUUUCUUCUUUCUUUCUUCCUGUCUUCUUAUCCCUUUUUCUUUCUUUCUUUUGCUUUUUCUCACGACGCCAACUAAGACCAUUUCUUCCUUUACCUUUCUUCCUUCUUUUCUUAUGUUUUUCUUUUCUUUGCUUCCAGAACGCCAUCUUAAAUCAUUCUUCAUUUUUUUCUUCUUCAUUUCUUCUUCCUUCCUUUCUUUCUUUCUUUCUUUAUUUAUUUAUUCAUUUAUUUCACUUUUUCUCACUAGAUUAACGAAGAUCAUUCAAUCCUUUACUUUUCUUCCUUUUCUUCUUAUUUUUUCUUUAUUCUUUUUUCUUUUUUGUUUUAACAUCAUCUUAAGUCAUUCUUUUUUCGUUGCACAUUUCUUUCUUUCGUUUUCCUUCCUUCCUUUCUUUCUUUUUGUUCGAUGCAUUUCCUUCUUUCUUUUCUUUUUUCUUUUCCUCCGAUCGAUGCAUUUCCUUCUUUCUUUUCUUUUUUCUUUUCCUCCGAUCGAUGAAUUUCCUUCUUUCUUUUCCUCGUUCUUUUCUUCCCAUCCUUCUUCUAUACUUCUGUCUGUCUUUCUUUCUUUCGUUUUUCUUUCUUCCCCUCUUUCUUUUUGUUCGAUUAAUUUCCUUCCUUCAUGUCUUUAUUCUUUUCCUCCCAUCCUUCUUUCUUUCUUUCUUUCUUUCUUUCUUUUUUAUUUCUUUCCAUCUGAAUUACUCAAGCAAGUAGAGACAGGGUUCUAG
Acanthosepion pharaonis is the source of this 1140-nucleotide messenger RNA. The record is from the annotation of a GenBank genome assembly. NCBI's taxonomy places the organism in Eukaryota, Metazoa, Mollusca, Cephalopoda, Sepiida, Sepiidae.